UUAGAGGUGGUGAAGGUCCAUGAAAUUUGGGUCAACUUAAUCAACGAUAAAUGUUGAUAGGUAUAACAGUGCCAAAAGAAAGUGGAAGGCGUUUAGGUGUGAGACCCGGUUUAAUAGGUAGAGAAACGGGAAGUUGGCCCGUUGCGAUUUAUUUGAAAGUUCCGAAUGUUUCGCAAAUUUGAAGAUGUAGAGCAAAGCGCGACGAUAUUGCCGAAAAAUGGACGUUUUUAAAUGCGGAGAUAAGUGAAAAAAUUGGAGAUAAGAUAUUUUGAUAUAAUUAUGUAACGAAUUAAAGUGCGAUGUAAGUGAAAAAUCUUGAGGAAUGAAUUACAAAAUUCCCACAUUUCGUAAGUAUGGGUGAUUGACUGUAGAUGGCAACACGAACUAGGAACGACUGAAGGGAGUAAUUUAAAUCUGACGUCAUUACUUCCACGUUGGCCUGGAACUAGCAGACGUCGUAUGGUCAUAAUGCAAAUUUCUCCCGUUACUAGAAAAUGCAAAUAAACAAAGCAGUGUAAAUAAAUCAAAGUGUUUGUAAUGGUGUUGUUAAAAAGUGUGUGUUAAAAGACUCCCACUAGUACGCAAUAUGUCACGUCUUUUACUGAAGGAAUACAUGGACGAUAACUUAGAUUGCGGCAUGAUGGACCCUCUGACCCAACUUAGGCGAGAACUGGACGAAAUUGACAUCCCUGCAAACAUGCAGUAUGAAAAUCCAGGCCUCAUGUCCUCAGAGUUCUUCGAUUCCGUACUUUCAAUGGAACACAGCAAUUUCGAUAGCGAGACCGACAAUGUUAGUUUUAGUACCAUCGAUACCGACUGUGGCCUAAGCAGCGAUGCUGAAGAAUUACGGAUGACGAAUAAUUCCUCGCCGGAAAGUGCAACUUCGAGUAACGGAUACGAACUUAAUGAUCUAAUUCUUGUUAAUGGUACCAAUGUAGAAUACAACAUUAAUAAUAAUGAUCCUAUGCUGCACAUUCUCAACCAACACGAAAACGUCAUGGAUAAGGCGCCACAGGUUCAGAUUCCAUCAAACUUGUUUAUUAACAAUCCCAAUGGAAAGAAAGUAAUAGUCACAAAACCAGUUACAUUGAAGAAUAACAGAAAAUCCGUAAAUACCGCCAAGCAGGUAUUCCGUGUGCAAUCCAUAUCCGGAAAGGGAAGAUCUGUUUUACUUCCGUUCAAUGUUGCAAAAAUGAAAAAUAUAAAAAUCAUAAAUGGGAAAGAGUUACAAGCUGAGAAUAUAAAGGUUACUAAAAUUGUCGAUGCGGUUCCCACAAAACAAACGUUUGUCGACUGCUACGAAGCAUCAUCGCCCGACACAUUCGAUGAUGAUUCCGAUUCGCUAGACACUAAGUCCGAAUCAGACCGCCAGUAUCCUAUUUUAGUUCUCUCCGAUGAAGAGAAACGCUUACUAAGUAAAGAGGGAAUUUGCCUACCCACACAUUACCCGCUAACAAAACAAGAGGAGCGUGAGCUUAAGCGAAUACGAAGAAAGAUUCGUAAUAAAAUAUCCGCACAAGACUCAAGAAAACGAAAAAAAGAGUAUGUGGAUGGACUGGAAGAACGCAUUAAGCAGGGUGCCGAAGAGAAAAAAAUUCUAAUGAAUCGCGUCAAACAUCUGCAACAGCAAAACAGCAAACUAAUCGCGCAGAUGCAUAAGCUACAGGCACUCGUUUUUAACACAAGUUGCAGCAAGGCAACGCCUACAACUUGCUUGUUAAUUGUGCUCGUUUCUGCGCUGCUUGUGUCGUUGCCUAAUUUACGUAUUCCUCAAAAAUCAGAACUGAGCGAUCAGCAACAGCUCACCGCACGAAGAGCGUUACUGUCCAGUUCACAAGCUACGACUGAGGAUUCGAUAAACCUAGAUGAAUUCUUAUUAUUUAAUAAGGAAGACAGUACCGUCAUUUUAGACGAAGAUAAUAACACCGAAGAAUAUAGUUACAUAAACUAUGAAAAAAGGUAUGAAGGGCACAACCUUAUCAAUGGAGACUCGGGCGAUAUCGACAGUGACGUUCGAAAGACUUUCGAAAGAUUAAAGGAUUUCCUCGAAGAGGAGCUUAACGAUAGGAAAGCGAAGAAGGCAUCGUUCAUGGAGAGAAAAUUCAUUGAGCCUGAUAUAGACGAUUAUGUUCCCAAAAUCGGUAUCGAUGAAGACGAAUAUCCUCCUGCAAAGAAAAAGAAAGUGGACGAGUUGCUGCAGGUUGAUCGUAAUUUUAAUGCCGGCCAGCAGGUCUCGGCUACAUUGUCUGUGAAUGCGUCGAAAAAGGAGUGAACGUACUUUGCUUUAAAUUAAUUUACAAGCUCGAUAGAUAUAAUUUGUUAUUCUGAAUGUAUUUUCAUGCUUUGAUAAUGCUGUAACUAUUGCUUAUGGUGUUCUAGUUUAUCCUGAUCGGAUUGUGUAAGAGUAAGAAAUAUUUUUUAUAGAAAAUUCUAUCGCAAGUGUUUAGCAUUGCCAAAGAAUGUGAUUGAACUAUUUCCAUUUCGAUUUUUUUAUAGAUUUUAAUAUAUUAUAAAAUAUAUAUAUUUGUCUUUACUGUUGUAGUUAGAUUUAUAAUUAUGUUUAUAUGUCAUGUAUCAAACUCACGACUUUCUGGUAUGUGACAAGAUGGAACCAACUUGUAGCGUGUAUACAGUGUACUUUAACUUGGAAAAUAAAUAAACUGAAAUGUUU
Photinus pyralis (common eastern firefly) is the source of this 2671-nucleotide messenger RNA. RefSeq lists its product as uncharacterized. Gene Ontology annotation, biological process: regulation of transcription by RNA polymerase II. The transcript is spliced from 7 exons. The coding region runs from base 587 to 2272 and encodes 561 amino acids. NCBI's taxonomy places the organism in Eukaryota, Metazoa, Arthropoda, Insecta, Coleoptera, Lampyridae. The record is from RefSeq and is a predicted model, not a curated record. Gene Ontology annotation, molecular function: DNA-binding transcription factor activity, RNA polymerase II-specific; RNA polymerase II cis-regulatory region sequence-specific DNA binding. Gene Ontology annotation, cellular component: nucleus.